Molecule: messenger RNA, 2499 nt
Organism: Dama dama (fallow deer)
Lineage: Eukaryota; Metazoa; Chordata; Mammalia; Artiodactyla; Cervidae
Gene: CCNQ
Product: cyclin Q
Exons: 7
Coding region: 1435-2091 (218 amino acids)
Biological process (GO): regulation of transcription by RNA polymerase II
Cellular component (GO): nucleus
Molecular function (GO): cyclin-dependent protein serine/threonine kinase regulator activity
Source: RefSeq, a predicted model, not a curated record
GCAGUGCUGCCCUAGCGUCCAGCCGGCCCCUAGCCUGUCACGGGAGCCGAGAGCGGGUGGGCAGGGGCUGCUGGAGUAGGGGACCCGCUUCCCGGAGGAGGGGGACCUGCCAGACGCGGAGCUGGCGUGGCUGAAUGGAAGGCAGAGAUCGGGCCUGUCCUGCCCGAGUGGAGGCUCGGCCUGUGGGUUCUGGCCUCAGCCUUGACGCCACACCCUGCCUCCUGGGCUUUUGGCUAUUUCACAACUGGCGCCUAGGCCCCAGGAGAGGAUGUGGCAAGUGACUGGCCCUAGCUUAGAAGGUGCCUUCCGAUAACCUGUCUUCCAGCAUAAGGGGACGGCGGCACUUGGUCACAUAGAACCUUCUGGAACACGCCAUUGGUGGCGCUCCUGACAGGUCCCGUCACAGUGAGGACCCAAGGCGCACCCUCUGUUCUGAACCCUGACAUUUUGUCGCCUGUGCUGUUGGACGCCCCUGCUCCCGAGGCUGAGGCUAGGAAGCCCGUUGUAUUUCCUUGCAAACAUGUUUCUCUGUCAAAAAUGCUAGGUUGUUUUCGAUCUUGGUUGCUUUGUGUACACCCUGUGGAAGAGGGGUUUGAGUGUUUUCAACCCUGACUUGGCGUCCACUGUAGUGUUGAGCGCCCCUGUUCCCAACAGGCGAGGAAGCCAGUUGCAUUUCCAUAGAAACGUUUCUCUGUCAAAAUUACUGCAUUGUUUCCAUAUGUACACUCUGGGGAAGAGUGGUUUGAGUGAGUCUGCUUUCAAGUCAACGUAAGCAGACUCUGGAGAAAUAGUUUAGGACCAUUAAUCCCAGUGGUUUGUACAUUUAAUUUUCAAAAAGUUUUGAAAAGUGUAUAAAGAAGGAUGGCAGUGGCCCCUCAUAUAUGCCACACAUAUGCUUGGAAGGUCCAUGUAAACCAGGGAAACAUGCCACCCUUUGAGGCUCACAUGUAGCAAUACCACCUCAUCUGACAUCUCUGAGAAUGACGGGUCCCAUGUAGGAACUGUCUACAUAGAACUUCACUGUCUAAGGUCAAGUUUAAACCUUGAAAUGCUAAAUCUAAGUGCUAAAUGCUGAAAGCUAAUGCUAAAAUGUUUGCAUAUGUCCUUCCUCUCAUGUUUUGCAUAUGCCCUUGCUCUCUGUGUGAGGCUGAAUACUGGUCCAAAGAUUGCCCCAUCCUAAUCCCCAGAACCUGGGACUGUUACCUCAUGUAGCGAAAGAGAUUUUGCAGAGAUAGAGGCAGGAGAAGUAGACGGCAGAGGAGAAGGCCAUGUGAUGAUGGAAGCACAGUUAGAAGAUGCUGCACUGCUGGCUUUGAAGCUGGAGGAAGAGGGCACGAGCCAAAGAUUGCAGGCACCUCUAAAAACUGGAAAGGGCAAGGAAAUGGAUUCUCCCCUGGAACCUCCAGAAGGAACCCACCCUGUGUCAAGCUAGGGAUGCGGUCCAUCCCCAUUGCCACCGCCUGUACCAUUUACCAUAAGUUCUUCUGUGAGAUCAACCUGGAUGCCUACGACCCCUACUUGGUGGCCAUGUCUUCUCUCUACUUGGCCGGCAAAGUGGAGGAACAGCACCUGCGCACACGUGACAUCAUCAACGUUUCCAACAGAUACUUCCACCCGGGCAGUGACCCCUUGGAGCUGGACUCGCGCUUCUGGGAGAUCCGGGACAGCAUCGUACAGUGUGAACUACUCGUGCUGCGGGUCCUGCGUUUCCAGGUCUCCUUCCAGCACCCGCACAAGUACCUGCUCCAUUACCUGGUCUCGCUCAAGAACUGGCUGAACCGUUACAGCUGGCAGCGGACCCCUGUCUCCGUCACUGCCUGGGCCUUGCUACAGGACAGCUACCACGGGGGGCUAUGCCUCCGCUUCCGAGCUCAGCACAUAGCUGUGGCAGUAAUCCACCUGGCCCUGCAAGCCUAUGGGGUCGAAGUGCCUGCUGAGGCCGAGGCCGAGAAGCCAUGGUGGCAGCUCAUUGUCCCUCCUCGUCCUGGAAUGAGAUUCCAUGUGUUUAGUGAAGACCUUACCAAGCCAACCAUUGAUAACAUUGUGUCUGAUCUCAUUCAGAUUUAUACCAUGGACACAGAGAUCCCCUAGAGUCCUGGUCCAGGCCUCCCCAAAGAGAAGCCCGGGACGCUUGGCGGCCUGGGGACGGCACCGCCACAGGGCCGUGAAGGCCAGCCCCCAGAGGACCAGCUGGGAGGGCUGGUGAAGGCAAUGACUGUCCCCAGCAGCCGUGGUCGGGACAGUGACGGGAGUCACGCCUUCAGCGGGCAGGCUGAGAGUGUACCAAGUGGGGCAGCUCAAGGCCAGUCGCUGCAUCAACAUUUGUGCUUUGAGAGGACCUGACUGCCAUUGAAGAGUGAUGUCAUUGGCAGGAAAAUCUAAGAAGCUAUGGGACUGCACCCCUGGGGAUUUUUUAAAAGCCAGAUUUAUAGAAAAUAUGAAUGAAUGUUCAACAUAGAUGAAAUUUUAUUUUGUGUAAUAAAAGAUGAUAGAAAUCAA